Cynocephalus volans (Philippine flying lemur) is the source of this 922-nucleotide messenger RNA. RefSeq names its product interleukin-1 receptor type 2-like. Gene Ontology annotation, molecular function: interleukin-1, type II, blocking receptor activity; interleukin-1 binding. NCBI's taxonomy places the organism in Eukaryota, Metazoa, Chordata, Mammalia, Dermoptera, Cynocephalidae. The transcript is spliced from 6 exons. Bases 41 to 922 code for a protein of 293 amino acids. The record is from RefSeq and is a predicted model, not a curated record.
GAUCUCCACUUCCUGUGUGCUCUGGAAGUUGUCGGGGACAAUGUUCAUCUUGUACAUGUUGAUAAUGGGUGUUUCUGCCUUCACCAUUCAGCCGGAGGAGUACACAGGUAACUGCCAGUUUCGAGGCAAGCACUACAAAAAUGAAUUCAGGGUGGAAGGGGAGCCUGUGGUCCUGAGGUGCCCCCAGGUGCCGUAUUGGUUAUGGGUCUCUGCCAGGUCCCACAUCAACAUGACGUGGCAUAAAAAGGACUCUGCUAGGACAGUCCCAGAGGAAGGUGACAUGCGCAUGAGGGUCCAGGAUGGUGCUAUCUGGGUUCUGCCAGCCUUGCAGGGUGACUCUGGCACCUACAUCUGCACUGUCAGAAAUGCCUCUUACUGCGAUGAAAUGUCCAUUGAGCUCAGGGUUUUUGAGAAUACAGAAGCUUCUCUGCCAUUCAUCUCAUACCCACAAAUUCUAACCUUGUCAACCUCCGGGGUAUUAGUGUGUCCUGACCUGAGGGAAUUCAUCCACAACCAAACUGAUGUGAAGAUUCAAUGGUACAAGGAUUCUGCUCUUUUGGAUGAAGACAAUGAGAAAUUUCUAAGCGUGCGGGGGACCACUCGCUUACUCGUGCACAACGUGUCCCUGGAGGACGCGGGCUAUUACAGCUGUGCCACCACCUUUGCCCAGGAAGGCAGGCAGUACCACGUCACCAGGAGCAUUGAACUGCGCGUCCACAAAAAAAAAGAGGAGACCAUUCCUGUGAUCAUUUCCCCCCUUGAGACCAUAUCAGCUUCUCUGGGGUCAAGGCUGACCGUCCCGUGCAAGGUGUUUCUGGGAGCUGGCACAGCCCUGAGCACCGCGCUGUGGUGGCUGGCCAACGACACACACAUAGAAAGCGCCUACCAAGGAGGCCGCGUGACCGAGGGGCCGCGCCAGUAA